GGCCAUCCCAAGGGGAUUCAAGGCUACAAACCAGAAAGAUAGAAAAGUCUUGCACAAAUCAUAGCAACAACCUCGUGGGCAUCCAAUCCCUACCAACGGCGAGGAGAGCCAUGAUAGGGAAGGCCACCCAGCUGGCCCAACAGGCUUUGCAAAGGGGAGGUCUGGAGGGGCCCGCUGACAAGGUAUGCGAAGGAGGAAGGACACCAAAGAUGUGGGGGGAACCCAAGUUGGAUCUUAUUAAUACCAAAAAAGGGGGAUCCAGGAGACUAUCCACAGUAACCUCCCUUUGAACCCACUUCCCCAUCUAGUCCACAUUUCCUUGAGAAUCAGCCACAUGCAUGAAUGAAGGCCACCUCAGGGAGGCUGGGAGUAGACAACAAACCGUGGGGCAAGGAGGCUGGGGCUCCACGGGCCAGGCCGCCAUUACACAAACUGAGUUAGCGAGUGCCGGGGCAGGGGCGCGCUUAGGGAUGCCCGUGACCCUGCGGAUGGAACCCCAUCGGCCAGGCCACCAAUUUAAUGUGGCCAGAAAUGAGCUGGCCCAUCUCACAUACAAGACGGUCCUUCUGGAGACCCGGCCCGGAGUGCCUAUAUGAUUUUUACCUGGGCAAGAACCCGAGGAGGAGAAGGGAGACUAAGGAAAUGGGCCAGUAAUAAAGACUCAGAGGCAGCCAGUUAGAAGAUGUGGGCAGUGACCCACUGAGAGCGAAUGGAAAUGUGAGGAGUAAGGAAGUACGUGGGGAGCCCUUCAUGCCUCCCAUGGACAAGAGAGCAUUAAUAGGAAGCCUGGGGGCGACAGCGGGCGAGGAUCAGCAGGAAACAGAAGAUUCAGGGAAGUCAGAGCUGUAAGAGAAGAGGUAGGAAGAGGGGAUUCGCGCUUGUUCCCCAGCCUUCACUGGAAGUGCUAGGAAUGUGGAGCAAGGCGCAGGGUAACGUUGGCUGAAUUGGCAAUGGCGAGAGCUCAGAGGUGGAGAUUAAUCCAGCCGGCCGAGCCAGGGCAUGGCUGGCUGCCAAGGCCCAGCCCAGGAAUUUGCCUGUCCUUUGCUAGUCCUUUGGACUGUCCCUUUCCGCAGCAUGUGGCUGGCAAGUGAAUGGACAGGACACAAUAGCCAUGCAUCGCCCUACUUCCAGGCUACAGUCCUAGGUGCCAGGGCGCUUUGGGGCUGUUACGCCGGUGCCGGGGAGUGACAGCGAGGAGCCGACCAUCUUCUCUCGCCCGACGGCUGCCAAGAAGGACAGAAAAAGUCUUCUAGCUGGGGGCCUGGUGCAAAGCGCCUUAGGGAGCUGGACAGGGUCUACUUUCCUCUGUGAAGCCCCACGGCCAUGUCCUGCCCUCCCACGGAUGGCUCUGAAAAGGGCCCCAGAGAAUGGUGUGCGGCUCCUCCGGGCCAGGCGGGCCGGCUCUCUGUGGGGGCCCCCCAAAGAGAGCCCCUCCCUCGAGGCACGAGGAGGACUCCAUUCUCCACCAAUGGCCACAAAGAGAAACAACAGGUCAUAAUAAGCGCAGCGCCAUUGCCAGCUCUGCCCCCAGCCCCCAGCCCAGCAAGGCCAAACUGCUGGAGCCUAGGCAGCAUCGCCAACCGCCCGGCGCGCCAAGGAGCUGGUGGGGCUCUUCAGGGCCGGCCAGAACACGCUGGGAUCCAGGAGAGCGGCCCGCUCAGGGAAUAAGGCCCCAACCCACCCGGAGGGGACGCUUGGGCCCUGCCUCCUCUGCUAAGCCUCACAAAUAUUUCCACUCUGGGACAGCUCGAAUGACGGAUGAGAACCAAGUCGAAAUGGAGCUCUCUUCCACUCCCGCCCAGCCAACCUGCUCUGAGGGCUGCGGUCCGACCGGCCCAACAGAAUCCCUCCUCCACGGGCCAAUCCGUUAUACUUGAAGCCAGCCAGCAUGCUCCCUGCCUCGGCCCUCCUCCCAGGUCUCUCUUCCCCAACCUGAACAGGCCAGCUCCUCUAGCUCAUCCCCAGCUGCCAUGGACGAGAGGCCCGUCCCCACCCCAGCUGUGCCCUCAAGUGGUGAGCCAGCUGCCUCGUCCAAGGUCUGCCUCGACCUGGGGAGCUGUGACUGAGCUCCCUGCUGCUAGAGGACAGUGAGACCGGCCUCUGUCCUGCUCCUCUCAAUGCAGCCCAGUGGAACAGGAAGAGUGCUUGCAGUUUGCUGGGGAUAGUUCUCAUUCCCAAGAGGAGGAGGCAGGUAAAUAUUUAACAACAGGCUCUCAGGAAAAAAGAAAAGUGUAUGCAGCACACCAUUGCAUACAUGAAGUUGAGUCUGCAUUGUCAACAUUUUCUCCAUCACUUUCUUAAGUGUGGACAAUCAACAAGGCAAAAAAUCAGACCCUCAUGUGAAGCAUUCGAUGAUCGAUCUUGUAGGUGUAGAUGCUCUUUGGCUUUUGCCAGCUCUAAGAGCCGGUACAAGCACACCCUGAUUAUAACCCUGUGAGAGUACUGAGCCCAAUGCUAUGACCUACCCUAACUUCCCCUUGUUUUUACAAAGUGGGAAACUGAGGUAAAACACAAGCCCCACAGUCACUUUCUAUCUGAUCACUGUUAGAGCUAGGACAACAAGCCAGACUUCAAGCCUCCAGGUCCACUUGGCUGCCCUGUCUUGAACUCCCCAGCCUCCCUUCCCUGACCUCUGGAAAGGUGACAUCUCACAAGUGUCACUGAAAAGGAAAAAAGGCUUUCUUAUUCUGAAUGUAAAUGCCCCAGAAGAGAGUAUUUGCCUGUGCAGAGCAGAACACCAAAGAGGAUUCUCUGGAACCCCACAUGUUCAUUUCAUCCUGCCUGCCUUUUUCAGUAAAAUAGAGGCUACGUUUUCCCAGCUCCUUUCAGAGUUGCCCUGCCUGGUGGUGUCUCCUUCUGCACUUCCUUCCAUUCUUUUCUGGACAUUUAAAAAUGACUCAAUGGCCUUCUUUUAUUGGCGUCACUCUGGGUGCCCCAUUCAACUUCUCAAAACAUCAGCCCUACUAAAAACGGGAAAAACCCCUUAUUUUAUAAAUAAGCAAAGAAAAAUGACUCUGUCCUGUGGCCAUGUUCAGACAUGUAUGUUCCCUUUGGCAUGAGUUGCCUCUCUGUCAGGAGGUGGGGAGCACGCUUUGUCGCAGUCCUCUAGAGCCAUGAUGCUUUGGCCAGAGUUCUGAAAUCUUUCGGAGUUUUCUUUUCUUACAUCGUUGCUAUCCUUAUAUGCAUUGUUCUUCUCAUUCUAGUCACUUCAUUCGGUUUGAGUUCCAACCACCCAGAAUUGUCUGAAAUCAAUCUCUUGCAUCAUUGCUCAACUAUUCCAUCACUUUUGUUUACUCUAGUGUGUUUAGCCUUUCCUCAGUUGUCUAAGAAGCAAUCAAAUGUCCUCCUUUGGGUUCCAGCUCUUUGCUUUUCUUUUUCUUCCCUUUCAAGAUCAAGAAAUUUAUCUUACUUGUGACUAUCUUUCCUAAUGCAACUCUCUCUCUCUUAAUUCUACUCCAUUCCCUUAUUCCCUCGAUUCCCACUUGAGUUUGUUGUAUCUCUACACCACACUCUUUGAGUGUGUAUGUUCUUUGCCUUAUGCCUGCUCCUUCCAUACCUUUUUUCCAUUUUGUAUAUUCUUCUCACAAAGCUCAGCUAUGAGAAAUGGAAAGUUCUACCAUCUUUUUCCUCCUUUCUAUACUAGGUCGGUUCCUCCCUAUACCCUUCUCUUUUUCCUCAUCAAAUCCUCAGAACAGAACCACUGCACCCCAGGGUGUUUUCCUAAUUGAAAUCCCUCAAUACCCUUUGGAAAGAUAUUAAGGUUCUGCAGGGACACAUUUCUUCUCUUUCAUUAGAAUGAUAGCACCUCAUCAUCAUUUAGACCCUUCCACUCAGAUAAAUUCCUCUUUCUAGGUUUCUCUAGAUUCUUGUAUUUGCACUUUAAACUCUGGUCUUUUCGCCAGUUAAAGAACUCCCUCUUAUUAAGAAUCCAUUCCUUCCCCCGACUCCUGUAGGAUUAUACCCUGCUAUGCACAACAGUUACAAGUUAUUCUUUCUUAUAAGUUUGUAUCUUUUGCCUUAUGGAAUAUUGUAGUCCAUGCUCUCCUCUCAUUUAGCGGAAAAGUGGUGAGAUCUUGUUUUAUCUUAAUUGUGGUGCUGUGAUAUUUGAAUUUAUUUUUUUUUCUGAAUAUUUGCAGUAUAUUUUUUAUUUGACAUGUCAACUUUGGAUCUUAGCUAUGACAUUCUGGGAACUUUGACUUUUCGAAUUUCUUUCAGGAGGCCAUCAGUAGUUUCUUUCGAUCUUCAUGAUUUUUUGACAUAAUGUGUCAUGGCUUUGAUUUUAUUAUGGUUUUCAGGGAAUCUGUUGAUAUUUAAAUGAUCUUUCCUGGCUAUGUUUUCCAUGUCAGUUAUUUUUCACUUAAGCUAUCUUGCAUAUUCUUUCUUCCAUUUUUCCAUUUUUUUAUUUUCUUCUAAUGUGUCUUGGUGCUUCCCAGAGUCAUUGACUUCUAUUUGGUCUAUUCUUAUUUUUAAGAAGUCUGCUUCUUGAGUACUUGACUACUUUCUUUUCUAAACUAUUUAUUCUCCUUACAAUUCUUUCCUCUCCAUUUUUUAAUUCCAUUCUUUUUAUCACUGGCUUAAUUUUUUCUAGAUAUUCAAGUAGUCCUUGUGGAAGACCCAUUUCUUCUUUUGAACUGCAACUUGCAGAUAUUUGUUCUAUUCUCCUUCUAGAUGCUUUGUGGCAUCUCUGGAUCUACAAUAAUUAGUUUUAUCUUUUUUCAGUUACAUUCAGAAACAGUUUUUGACAAUUGUUUUUUGACAUUUCAGAAUUCAAGUUUUCUCCCCUCUUCUGCUCUCUUCCCUUCUUGAGGCAAUGAAUAGUCUGAUAUAGGUUAUAUUUGAAUUUUCCUGUAAUACAUAUUUCCAUAUUGUUCAAGUCAAGAUAGAAGUCAUGUAUCACACAUACAAUAGAAACUCCAUGAAGGAAAUAUAGUGGAAGAUGGCAUGUUUUGAGUUGCACACAGGCUAUAAUGGUUCCUUCUUUGGUUGUGGACAGCAUUUUCAUCAGGAUUCUUGGAGACUUGCUUGUGGAUAAUGGCUUAGUAUUCCACAGUUGACCAUCAUAUGAUAUUUCUAUUAUACUAUAUACAUUGUUCUCCUAGUUCUUCCUACUUCUCUUUGCAUCAGUUCAUGUAAGUCUUUCCAGAUUAAAUUACAAGCAUGUGCCAUCUAUUCCUCAAGCGAUGGACAACCCCUGAGUUUCCUGUUCUUUAUCACUAAAAAAAGCUACUAAAAAUAUUUUGUACAGGUAGGUCCUUUCUCAUCUCUGAUCUUUUUGGGCAUAGAGGCCCAAUAGAGGCAUUGCCUAGUCCACAUUGAUCUCCAGAAGAGUUUAAUCAGUUCACAAUUCCACCAGUAUCAUAUUAGUAUCCCAAUUUUCCCAUAUCACCUCCAACAUUUAUCAUUUUCCUUUUUGUUCAUGUUAAUCAAUCUGGUAGGUAUGAGGUAGCAUCAGAGAGUUGUUUUAAUUUUCAUUUCUUCAAUUGGUAGUGAUUUGGAGCAUUUUUUCAUAGGACUAUGGAUAGUUUUAAUUUCUUCCUCUGAGAACUGCCUGUUCAUAUUCUUUGACCAUUUUUUCAACUGGCAAAUGCUUUGUAUUUUUAUAAAAUUGUUGCAGUUUUUAAUAUAUUUGAGUGAUGAUUCUUUUUUUCAGAGAUACUGUUAUAAGAUUUUUCCCCCAGAUUUUGUUUCUGUUCUAAUCUUGGUUGUAUUGGUUUUAUUUGUACAAUAACUCUUAAAUUUACUAUAAUCUAAAUUAUCUAUUUAAUUUUUUUGUAUUGUUUUCUGUUUUAUUUGGUCAUAGAUUCUUCCCUUAUCCAGGACAGGCAAACUAUUCCCCAUUCCCCUAAUUUGUUUAUGGUGUCACUCUUUAUUUCUAGAUCAAGUAUCCAUUUUGACUUUACCCCUUUGUAUGAAGUGAGAUGUUGAUCCAUGUUAUUCUCUACCAUACUGCUUUCCAAUUUUCCUAGCAGUUUUUGUCAAAUAGUGAGUUCUUUCCCCCAAAGCUUAGAUUUUUGAGUUUAUCAAACACUAAAUCACUGUGAAUAUUAAUUGACGUGUUGGUUGCCUCAUCUAUUCCAUUGAUCCUCCACUCUGUUUCUUAGCUGGUACCAGAUUGUUUUGAUUAUAGUUUUAUAGUUUAAGAUCUGAUACAGCAAGGCCUCCUUCCUUCAGAUUUCUUUUCACGAAUUCCCUUGAUAUUCUUGGCCUUUUAUUCUUCCAGAUGAACUUUGUUAUUUUUUCUAGCUCUAUGAAAUAAUUUUUGGGUGGUUUACAAAAACUCCUUAGAGUAGUUGGUGUCUUACUCCAUUCAACCAUCUCUUCAGCCUUGGUUCCUAAGACAGGGCUGGUUUCAUGCCUUUCUAUGCUUUGGGGCAGGACUGCCAGUCCUUCUGGGUCUCAACAAGGGUCACCUGGGUUCCUGCCCUGACCUCUACUUCCUAGGGUUAGCUUCUCAGGAAUCCUUAAUGUUUGGAACUCUGAAUCUAUGGGGAUCUUUGAGCCCUGAGGUACCCCAAUCUAAGUGUGGCCAUGCCCACGAUGGCGGGUGCCACUCUUGUUAGUUUCCGAAAUCCCCAGAGCAGUUUUCCAACUCCCCUCACUCUCCCAAGAUUUCUCUGGGAAACUAUACUCAAUCGCUAGAGAAUUUUGAAUUUUCUUUGGUGGCUGUAGACCCUCUCUGGAAGGCUGUGUGCUGAAUGUUUCCCUAAGCUGGUCCUGGCUUUAGUGGCAGCUCCCCUUUCCUAAUGCCCAUAGACUUUUGUCUGACUUUGUUGUUGGCUCUGGAAGGGGAAGCGUUCACUGCAGGCUCUCAAUGGAUGUCUUGAGCAUCCUUGAGCCUAGUAGUUUAUCAGAUGUUUGAAGCUGUGGGUAUGUGUGAGCUCAGACAUCUGCCAUUCCUUAGCCAGAACUCAAAUAGGAUGUAUUUUGAAUACUAUUUCAUUCCAUUUCAUAAACAUUUUACUAGGCACCAAACAUUGUGCUAAACAUUAGAGAUACAAAAAGAGGUCAAAGACAUUCCCUGCCCUCCAGAAGCUUAAAAUCUAAUGGACGCUGGUUUGCCUACAUGGAAUUUCUGAAGACUGAAUAUAUAAUUUGCUACAAAUUGACUUUGUAAAAGAUCCUUACCUUCUGUGUUAGAAUUGAUCUAAGUAUUGGUGAGAAAUUGAGAACAUUCAUCUCUCUUCCUUCACUGGAAAGGACACGUAAAUACUGUCAGCUGGGGCUGAUACAUUGGUUCGUGUUACUGAACUGCUUUCUUUCCUCUUUCUUUGUAAAAAAUCUUUGUUGUGGAUGGUGGCUCAUCACAAAGAGGGGAGGGGAGCCUAUGUGUCUAUUUGGAAACAAAUGGGAUAUAAAAGCAAAUGGUUGUUGGGCCAUAUCCGACUCUGUGACUCCAUUUGGGUUUUCUUGGAAAAGAUACCAGUGUGGUUGGCCAUUCCCUUUUCCAGUUUGUUUUACAGAACCAAGGCAAACAGAGUUGACUUGACCAGGACCACACAGCUAGUAAGGGUCUGAAAUCACAUUGGAACUCAGGAAGAUGAAUCGUCCUGAUCUGAGGCCCAGAACUCUAACCACUGGACCACCUAGCUGUCCCCCAAAGAAAGGGGGAGCAAUGAAAAUUAAAGGACUUUUUAAAAUGAGAAGGUUGGCAUGCUGGACGGCAAUUUGGAUCAUACUAAAUGUAACCAGUAGGUGGCAGUGUCUGGCAGGGUUGGAGUUUUUAGGAAGCAUCAAAGAUGGAGUCCCAUCCUCUCUUCUAGUCUCACGGAGGGUAAAGUGAGCGUGAAUGCCUGGGGGGGAACCACAGAGAAGCUGGCAUGCUCUGGACUUCGGGGACUGGCCUGCUCGUUUUAGCCUGCGGGUACAAGAGGCUGCUGGGGGAAGCGGGUCAAAACAGAUCCACCCAUGGAACGUACAGUCCUCCCCCUAGUGGGGGAGGAGGGAAGAGUGAAGAAAGGAAUUCUGUCCUUAGGCUCGGCUAGUUCGGAAAUCCGGAGCAUGGGGGAAAUUAGGCCCAAUGGGAAGAACCCGGAGCAGUUCUGGAGUCAAGUUAAGAUGCUUCGAGGGCUUUCCUCAGCUUUCAACUGUGAUUCCUGAGUUUCUGCAGGCCGAGGGGAGGCUGGCAGCCGGAGCCCGAUCAGAUGGACCCGAGGGCAGGCUCACAUUACUGGGCAUCUCUCUGUCCCUCGGCCUCUGACUGGGUGGCUCCCUUUCUUUCUCCAUCUGCCAGUGUUGCUAACCCUACCCUCUCCUCCCCCAGGCCCCUGAAGGCCAUGCAGCUCGGUUCUGGAUGCCUUACUGGUCCAGCUGGGGAGAACCCGGUGUGACUUCCCUGGCACCUAAGCCAGGGGCCGUGGUCGUCCAUCGGUGGGCACUUUGGGGAACCGCAAAGAGCUGAGCCCCAGUUGCAGACUCCGAGGUCGGUGCCCAGGUGUAAGGAGUGAUGAGGCAGGGCCAGUCCCAUGUCCCAAGCCCGUGGAAUGGCCCAAGGGAGUUGGGGGGCAGCGGAAUCUGCUUGGGAACCUGCACGGUCAGUAAGCAUUUCCUGCAGUCAAGACGAGCUGGGAAGCAGGGGCUCUUAUUCUUCCCAUUUCACAGAUGAGGAAACUGAGGCCGGCCGGCGGCGCCCCCUCGAGGCCAUUCUCUGGACACGUUCGCUACGACCUUGGAAGCUCUCCACAGAUAUCUAGUCACAAGGAAGCCGCGCCUCGCUCAGCGGCUCUGACUCAAGGGACCCCUUCCUCCUCCCUUAAGUAUAGGCAUGAGCGCAUGCGCGUAAUCAGCUCCGCAGGGCGUCCCUCCGAGCCGCUUAGGCCCGGUCCGCACCACGGCCCCGCCCUCACAGAGGAGGGAACAGAACAGCGGUCACCGUCCUCGAAGCCAGAUGUCGCGAGAGUGCGCGUGAUUGGAGAGGCAGGAAGAAGGUUCGUGUACCGGAUCCAGUUCCGGCGGGGUACCCUGGUUCGUGUGAUGCCCCGACGCCGUGCGGCUCCGCCCUGACACCUCGGCGCCAUGACGCCCUGACGCCACGCCCUGACGCCAGUUCCGUUACGCCCUGACGCCAGUUCCGCCCCGCCCUGACGCCGGUGACGCGCCGCCUCCGCCGCCGAUUCCUCCGCGGCCUCCUCCCGGCGGGGCCCUCAGUUCCUUGGACUGCUGGGCGCUCGCUUGGUUGUACCGUCCGUGUUGUCUCUGUGUCUGCGGGCAGGCGCGCUGUCGGAGCGGGCGCUGCGGAGCGGGCGGGCAGGCACGGAGGCCAUGGCGGCCUCGGCGGCCUCGCACCGGCCCAUCAAGGGGAUCCUGAAGAACAAGAGCAGCGCCCAAGGCUCCGCGGGCCUGCCUCCGGCCACCGCCACCGCCUCCGCCGCGCCGCUGCCGCCGCAGCCCGGCUCCCUGGCCACUGACGAGGACUUCGGUAAAAAAUCCCAGAAGUGGGAUGAAAUGAAUAUCCUAGCAACCUAUCAUCCAGCAGACAAAGACUAUGGCUUAAUGAAAAUAGACGAGCCCAGCACUCCCUACCACAGUAUGGUUGGUGAAAAUGAUGACGACGCCUUGAGUGACUCCGAAGCGACUGAAACUCUGACCCCAGAAGUGUUGGCCCGGAAGUUAUCGGCUGCAGAAGGCUUGGAACCAAAGUUCCUUGUUCAGGAUGAGGAGAGCAGUGAAGAGGAAGACAACCUGACCCCCGAAGAGCAAGAAAAAAGGCGUCAGUUUGAGAUGAAGAGAAAGCUUCACUACAACGAAGGGCUCAACAUCAAGCUGGCUCGGCAGCUCAUUUCCAAAGAGCUUCGGGGGGAUGUGGAGGAGGAUGACGGAAUGAGGCCUGGGAGGAGCAGCCAGUUGCAAAGCCAAGAAGAUGUUCCCUAGAAGAGAUCCGGGUGGCAGCCCUGGACCUCGGCUCCUCUGUUGCUCCACGUUCUCCGCACGUCACCUCUUCGGUGUCCAAAUGACCAUCUAGUCUUGCCCCGAGUUGUCAUGGUAGCAUGGGAGAGAGGCUGCUGGAGGAGGCGGGGAUGGCGAGGGACAAGGCCCAGAGCUGCUGCUCGCCGGAGACACGUCCAUCACGGCAGCCUUUCUGAGAACACUGGUUAGUUUGUGUAGCGUUUUGUCACUUUGUACCGUUCUACGUUAGACAGUAGCUUGUUGGUGUUAAUUUAUUCGCUACCCUCGAGGCGGGAGAUGGCCUGCGCGUGGUGCAGCCAGGAGCAGGAUGCUCGCCUCGACAUUAGUCUAUAGAGUUUGCCUUUAGAGCUUGGGAGGAGAGCCUGGCUUCUUUGCGUUCCAGAGCAGCUGUUCUCACAGAGGCGGUCGCCAACCCGUAGCCCCUCCCCUCUUACACGCCAUGGGCAGAUUGGAAACCUAUCUUGUGGGUGGGCACCGCUCCCAUGGCCCUAACAGCUUAACUGUGGCCUUCCUAGCUUUGGGGACUUUUUAGCCCAUCAAUUGAAAGCGAUUCCUUCUUCCUUCUUUUUUAACCUACUCUUAUGGCUCCUAGAAAAUCCAGACUGCAUUUAUUUGCAUGACAAGGAGAGAAUUGUGUGAUGUGAUUUGGUAGAAUUCCCAGACUGCUUCCCCAAUGACCUCGAAGGCUGACUGUGCUCUAAUCUUCUGAUGCCAGAGUGCCUGGGAUUUCUCCAAUAGGGGCGCUGAGCCCAGUGUGUCUUGGAGCCUGGUGACAGCUUAAUUGUUCCUCAGAUAUCUGUAGGUUAGAUUUGAUCCUUUUGAAAACAGAGUUUCCAUCAUAUGGAUAUGCUUUUAACUGCUUUCUGUGUCUUGUAUGUAUGGAAAAACUCUUCCUUGAGCAGCUUGACUUUACAUUUGACUAUUGAAGCCUCAGUGAGUGAAUAUAACAAUAAAGACUGGUUGCCAUUGGAAGCACGUGGUAAUUCUUUUAAGCAUUUUAUGAAACAAGUAUUUUUUACAGUGAGAAUCCAGGCAAGACCCUUGGAGUUGCACUGGCUGUAUCUCAAUAAACGGAGGUCUUGCCGAGAUCCUUUUCACUGCUUGUGCCCUUCUCUCUUUUAAUCCAGUGGUGUUAACCCUUUUGUACAACUUUUCUUGCCCCAUGUAUGUGUUGGAAAAAUGGGGCACGGAGGGGUGCCCGAGCGAGGAAUCGUUUUUAUAUUCCUUGUCCUUUAUCUCUCUUGAGUUUCUUAGGUUUCUUUUUUACUAUCCAAGUUCAUAUUGCUAUGAAAAUAAGCUGCUCUUUUAAGACCAGAUGUAAAGAAAGUUCUUGAGUCAGAAGUAUUAGAUGACACUUUAACAAAGCUGGGGCUCUUUCCCAGAAGCUACAGGUUAAAAGUUAAUUGAAAAACCACUUUUUAUUCUUACUGUCUUCCAAAUUUGGGCAAAUAGAAAAACUUUAUUCUCUCUGUAAAACAGUAUAAAAACAUGUAUUACAUGGGAUGUGUAUAGUUAAAAUCUGUUAUUAAAUACGUUGUGACAAAAGCUUGGCCACGUAUUUUCAUGAAGGGACACAGUCAUUCCUGGGUUGCCCACAAAUUGCUAUUGUCUGAAAAAAUACCAGAUUGUAAAUGUACAAAAAACAAAUGGCUAAAUAAAAUUUUGAAAGACUUA
Monodelphis domestica (gray short-tailed opossum) is the source of this 11577-nucleotide messenger RNA. It is a transcript of the gene PPP1R2, whose product is annotated as protein phosphatase 1 regulatory inhibitor subunit 2. Gene Ontology annotation, biological process: regulation of signal transduction. Gene Ontology annotation, molecular function: protein phosphatase inhibitor activity. The record is from RefSeq and is a predicted model, not a curated record. NCBI's taxonomy places the organism in Eukaryota, Metazoa, Chordata, Mammalia, Didelphimorphia, Didelphidae.